Cucurbita pepo subsp. pepo (vegetable marrow) is the source of this 1698-nucleotide messenger RNA. RefSeq names its product senescence-associated family protein. Gene Ontology annotation, biological process: leaf senescence; cellular response to oxidative stress. The record is from RefSeq and is a predicted model, not a curated record. Gene Ontology annotation, cellular component: chloroplast. Lineage: Eukaryota; Viridiplantae; Streptophyta; Magnoliopsida; Cucurbitales; Cucurbitaceae.
CAUCCCUUCACGUCCAUUUCAGAGCCUCUUAUCCAUUCUUAUCCGUUCUAUCAUGGCCGGAAGCAUGAAGAAAAAAAAAAUCCAUUGAAUUUUAGAGAAAAUCACAUGAAUUUCGAACUGGUAGUCAAUAGAUUUAUCCAUACGUGGUGAAAUUGGGAAUGGGUAGUCAUCAUAACGUGUGGACGGCGGCGAAUCCAUUGAAUGUGAAGAAGUUGCUGACCCCGUAGGCCCUCAUUCCAUCCAUUCAUUUUCAUUCCCAUUGUUUGUCCGAUUGUGUUGGCUUUCACGGCGCCAUAGAUUUUGUUUGUGGUUCCAAUUUCUUCCCUUGCAUUUGCUUCCCCUUUGUCCCUCACUACAAAUUUUGCAGCUGUUCAUCUCCCUUUUCUAUUGUCUAAUCUGUUUUGGUCCUUCGGACAGGUUCAUUCCUUUUUCUCAUUGAUCCUUCCAUGGCAUUAACUGCAAUCAAGGUUUCGAGCAGCCCAGUAGUGACCACAAAAGUCAAAGUUUCUAGUCAUGGGCGGCGGAACUCAUAUGGAAAACCUUUGUGCUUUACCCUGUCACGCAAACCUGCAGUGUUAUGCUCCUCAACAGGGACUCAUCAUACAGAUACUAAAGAAUGUGCUAUGCCUUCUGAUAAUCCUGCAGGUUUAAGAUGUGCCCAAACAGGAGAUGAUAAAGAUAAGCAGCCGACCGUGCCUAGAAGGACCAUUAAGUACAACCCUGGAAUAGCUGAAGCCUGUCGGUUUGCGUACAAUGAUGCAAAAUUUGUAAAUGAAAGGGCUCGCAAUGAUAUUGUAUUGCUUUCUCGUGGCAUAAUGAGACUGGAUGCACGUGCACGUCAAGAUGUUGCUGUUCUUGGAUCUAAGUUUCUUAAGCUUGAUGCUCGAGCUAGAGAGGAUACAGAAACAAUUGACCGUAAUGUGAAGAAAAAAGCUGAGCGACUGCGACGCAUUGCUACAGCUUUGAGAGAAAAGGCUCAAUCUAGUCUGAAAAGUGCUGCAGAUGAGCAUUGGAGUGAUGGAGCCUUAGAGGCUGAUUUGCGCAUGGCUGAUUUCCGUGCUAAACAGCGGGCAAUGGAAGAUGCCAUGACGGCUUUAGAGUUUGUCAAAAAUAUACAUGAUAUGAUGGUGAGAAAGAUGUACAAAUUUCCUCUGUCUAACGAACCCGGGUUUCCAAUUGCCAAUGGCGUGAUGGGCCGUAUAAAACUAGAAAAAAACGGCAAGAGUCUCGAUUUCUUAACCGGUGAACUAUCAACUGAUCGCAUUUCUGCUAUUCAGGAAAUCUAUUGGAGCAUGGCCUCUGCCCUCUCUGAAGCUGAUGGAAUUGAUUAUACUGAUCCAGAUGAGCUCGAGCUGUUGAUUAGAACUCUCAUGGAUCUUGAUGCAAUGGAUGGCAAAAGCAGCGUAUCGCUACUUGCAGAAUGUUCGAGCUCUCCAGACGAAAAUACUAGACAAGCACUGGCCAAUGCUCUGGCAGCAGCCCCAUCCAUGUGGACUCUUGGAAAUGCAGGCAUGGGAGCUUUGCAGAGACUUGCAGAAGAUAGUAACCCAGCAAUAGCUUCUGCAGCAUCCAAAGCCAUCAAGGAGCUGAAGAAACAGUGGGAAAUAGAAGAAGGAGACAGCUGGAGCUUUACAGUGAACCAAAAGACCACCAUGGAAGCCAAUGAAGCUAAUGACGAUGACGACGACGACGACGACG